Molecule: messenger RNA, 1191 nt
Organism: Zea mays
Lineage: Eukaryota; Viridiplantae; Streptophyta; Magnoliopsida; Poales; Poaceae
Exons: 3
Coding region: 318-1019 (233 amino acids)
Biological process (GO): response to ethylene; regulation of ethylene-activated signaling pathway
Cellular component (GO): endoplasmic reticulum; Golgi apparatus
Source: RefSeq, a predicted model, not a curated record
UUUUUUUCCGUUGAAGGACCAAAAUGCAAAAAAUUCGGUCACCACCGCGCCUCACUCUCUUUCCCCGCAGCAAGGCCCCAGCGGCGGCACGGCGCAGUGGCGCACCCUCUGGAGUCACCUUCUUCCUGCCCAAUACGGCCAGCGGCGGCACCCCGACCAGGUUGACCCCGCCCCGGCAACGACCAGCGGGUCGUACAGCACGCCGAUCCAAUUCCUCCGUGAAGGUCGAUAAACUGUGAGAUACUGAGAUUGAAGCUGCACACUGUUUUAGUUUCUUCAAGGACAAGGAACAUUAAUAUCACCAAAUACUUUCGUCAAUGGAGCUUGAAGCUGAUUUCGCUGAUGAAGAUGUCAGUUCAAAUAAUGGAUUACAAGAUCUGUGGUCACUUGACGAGAUAGAUUCAAAGAGAGCAAGAUUCCCGUGCUGCAUUGUUUGGACUCCUCUUCCUGUAGUUUCAUGGCUUGCCCCUUACAUAGGGCAUGUUGGAAUCUGUCAGGAGGAUGGGGCUAUCUUGGAUUUUGCUGGUUCAAAUUUGGUGAGCAUGGAUAAUUUUGCUUAUGGUUCAGUUGCCAGAUACCUCCAGCUUGACAGAAAGAAGUGCUGCCUUCCUGUUAAUCUUGCAGCACAUGUAUGCAAGCAGUCCUACAGCCAUUCAGAAGUUGGAGCAGCGAUGUCAUGGGAUGAUGCUCUGCAAUCGGGCAUGAGACGCUUCCAGCACAAGUACUACAAUCUGUUCACCUGCAAUUGCCACUCGUUUGUGGCAAACUGCCUGAACCGGCUCGCUUACAAUGGCUCUGUGGAGUGGAAUGUUUUGAAUGUGGCUUCCCUUGUUUGGUUUCAUGGCCAAUGGGUGGACAAAAUGUCUUUCGCUCGGUCUUUCUUGCCUUUCCUAACUGUGACAUGCAUCGGUAUUUUAAUGGCUGGCUGGUCUUUCCUGGUAGGGAUGGCAGCAUUCUCUAUUCUUUUGAUUGGAUGGUUUGUUUUUACGGUAUACUGCGUUAAGGGUUUGAUAUGUUGACCGGAGAAGAAUUACUGAAAGCACUCAUUAGCGCAUCGCAGUCUACAUGUAAUCGCUGUGCUAGAUUCAAUUAAAUAAUUGAUGUCAUCAGCUUCAGUGAUUCAGAAACCUGUUCAAAUUCAGACCAAUUUAUUUUGACUUAUGGAGGCGGUCUCGUGAAAAAUUUAGUUCA